Molecule: messenger RNA, 9822 nt
Organism: Phyllostomus discolor (pale spear-nosed bat)
Lineage: Eukaryota; Metazoa; Chordata; Mammalia; Chiroptera; Phyllostomidae
Gene: MAST4
Product: microtubule associated serine/threonine kinase family member 4
Biological process (GO): intracellular signal transduction; peptidyl-serine phosphorylation
Molecular function (GO): protein serine/threonine kinase activity; protein binding; ATP binding
Source: RefSeq, a predicted model, not a curated record
CGCAGAGCGCGGACCCUAGCUGGCAUGUCCCCGCGCGCGGGAGCCCUUAUCAACCCGUGGACCCGGGCGGCUGCUAACUUGGCGGCGGGCUGCGGCGACCGCGCCUUGGCCAUGUAGUCGCCGGCGGGGCUCCCCGCAGCCCGGGAGCGACAGCGACGGCGAGUCGGAGCCGAAGAGCCCGCGGCUUUCCCUGGAGGCGCUGAGUGCACGCCGCACCCCAGCCGCCCCUCGGGUUGCACUUUGGGCCCGAGAGGGAAAUGGGGGAGAAAGUUUCGGAGGCGCCGGAGCCGGUGCCCCGCGGCUGCAGCAGCCACGGUGCGCGGACUCCUGCCCCUGCGGCGACCGCCGCGUCCUCGCAGGGCGCUUCCUCGGCCGAGUCCUCCUCGGGCUCAGAAACUCUAUCGGAGGAAGGGGAGCCCGGCGGCUUCUGCCGGCAGCAGCCGCCGCCGCCGGGCGGCGCCCUGGGCACCCGGCCGCCCGCCGCGUGGGCUCCCACACGCGUGGUGCUGGAGCUUGGAGUCUCUGCGCCGCCGCCCCCCGGAGGAGCCGCGCCACCAGAGCCCCGGGGCAGCGGCGCGUCCCAGGAGGAGCAGGACGAGGAGCUUGACCACAUACUGUCCCCUCCACCCAUGCCAUGUCGGAAAUGCAGCAACCCAGACCUGGCCUCUGGCCCCGGAAAGUCACUGAAGUUUAAACGACAGCUGAGUGAGGAUGGACGACAGCUGCGGCGGGGGAGCCUGGGCGGCGCUCUGACAGGGAGGUACCUCCUUCCAAACCCUGUGGCGGGCCAGGCCUGGUCAGCUUCUACGGAGACCUCCAACCUCGUGCGCAUGCGCGGCCAGGCCUUGGGCCAGUCCGCGCCCCUGCUCACCGCCAGCCUGGAAGGGCAGCCUCCGAAGAGCCAUUUCAACUCAGCCCGGCAUCGCCAGAGACUAGUGGACCCCGCUGCUUCAAAAAAGGAGCUGAGUCUCCCCAGAAGAGGAAGUCUGAUAGAUUCCCAGAAGUGGAAUUGCUUGGUCAAACGCUGCCGAACGAGCAAUCGGAAAAGCUUGAUAGGCAAUGGACAGUCCUCAGCACUGCCUCGUCCACACUCCCCUCUCUCCGCCCAUGCAGGCAACAGCCCUCAAGAUAGCCCAAGAAAUUUCUCCCCCAGUGCCUCAGCCCAUUUUUCAUUUGCACGGAGGACUGAUGGACGCCGCUGGUCCUUGGCUUCCCUCCCGUCCUCUGGCUACGGGACAAACACGCCCAGCUCCACCGUGUCUUCAUCCUGUUCCUCCCAGGAGAAGUUGCAUCAGUUACCAUACCAACCAACGCCAGAUGAAUUACACUUCUUAUCGAAACAUUUUUGUACUACUGAGAGCAUCGCCGCGGAGAACAGAUGCAGGAACUCGCCCAUGCGCCCCCGGUCCCGAAGUCUGAGCCCCGGCCGUUCUCCCACCUGCUGUGACCAUGAAAUAAUUAUGAUGAACCAUGUCUACAAAGAAAGGUUCCCCAAGGCUACAGCUCAGAUGGAAGAACGUCUGAAGGAAAUUAUCACCAGCUACUCUCCUGACCACGUUCUUCCCCUCGCAGACGGAGUGCUGAGUUUCACCCAUCAUCAGAUUAUUGAGCUGGCUCGAGAUUGCUUGGAUAAAUCCCACCAGGGUCUCAUCACCUCACGAUACUUCCUUGAAUUACAGCACAAAUUAGAUAAGUUGCUACAGGAGGCUCAUGAUCGUUCAGAAAGUGGCGAAUUGGCUUUCAUUAAGCAACUAGUCCGCAAGAUCCUCAUUGUCAUUGCCCGCCCUGCUCGGCUACUAGAGUGCCUGGAAUUUGAUCCUGAAGAAUUUUACUACCUACUGGAAGCAGCAGAGGGCCAUGCAAAAGAAGGACAGGGUAUUAAAACUGACAUUCCCAGGUACAUCAUUAGCCAGCUGGGGCUCAAUAAGGAUCCUCUGGAAGAAAUGGCUCAGUUGGGAAACUAUAACAGCGGGACAGCAGAAACACCAGAAACAGAUGAAUCAGUGAGUAGCUCUAAUGCUUCCCUGAAACUUCGAAGGAAACCUCGGGAAAGUGAUUUUGAAACAAUUAAAUUGAUUAGCAAUGGAGCCUAUGGGGCAGUCUACUUUGUUCGGCACAAGGAAUCCCGGCAGAGGUUUGCCAUGAAGAAGAUUAAUAAGCAGAACCUCAUCCUCCGAAACCAGAUCCAGCAGGCCUUUGUGGAACGGGAUAUCCUGACUUUUGCAGAGAACCCCUUUGUGGUUAGCAUGUACUGCUCCUUUGAAACAAGGCGCCACCUGUGCAUGGUCAUGGAAUAUGUGGAAGGGGGUGACUGUGCGACCUUAAUGAAGAACAUGGGUCCUCUCCCUGUUGAUAUGGCCAGGAUGUACUUCGCUGAGACAGUCCUGGCCUUGGAAUAUCUGCAUAAUUACGGAAUUGUGCACAGGGAUUUGAAACCAGACAAUUUGUUGGUCACCUCCAUGGGGCACAUAAAGCUGACAGAUUUUGGAUUAUCCAAGGUGGGACUAAUGAGCAUGACUACCAAUCUUUACGAGGGUCAUAUUGAGAAGGAUGCUCGAGAAUUCCUAGACAAACAGGUGUGUGGCACGCCUGAAUACAUCGCACCAGAAGUGAUUCUGAGGCAGGGCUACGGGAAGCCCGUGGACUGGUGGGCCAUGGGGAUUAUCCUCUAUGAAUUUCUGGUUGGAUGCGUGCCAUUCUUUGGGGACACUCCAGAAGAGCUAUUUGGACAAGUCAUCAGUGAUGAGAUCAACUGGCCUGAAAAGGAUGAGGCACCACCACCCGAUGCUCAGGACCUGAUCACCUUGCUUCUCCGGCAGAAUCCUCUGGAGAGACUGGGGACAGGUGGUGCAUACGAAGUCAAACAGCACCGAUUCUUCCGUUCUUUGGACUGGAACAGUUUGCUGAGACAGAAGGCAGAAUUUAUUCCCCAACUGGAAUCCGAAGAUGACACAAGUUAUUUUGAUACUCGGUCAGAGAAAUAUCAUCAUAUGGAGACUGAGGAAGAAGAUGACACCAAUGAUGAAGACUUUAACGUGGAAAUAAGGCAGUUUUCCUCAUGUUCACAUAGGUUCUCAAAGGUGUUCAGCAGCAGAGAUCCUAUAACUCAGAACCCAGGAGAGGAGAAGGAAGACCCCGCAGACAAAACCAAAAGCACAACUCUGCCAUCCACGGAGACAUUGAGCUGGAGUUCGGAAUAUUCCGAAAUGCAACAGUUAUCCACAUCCAACUCUUCCGAUACUGAAAGCAACAGACAUAAACUCGGUUCUGGCCUGCUUCCCAAGCUGGCUGUUUCAGCAGAGGCAGAAGCCACUCCCUGCCCAGGAGACCUCCGGGAGGAACCAGAAAAGCCGGCCCUGCCUCCUGCUGAGUGUGCUCAGGAGGAGCCCGAGGUCACCACCCCAGCCAGCACCAUCAGCAGCUCCACCCUGUCAGUUGGCAGUUUUUCAGAGCACUUGGAUCAGAUAAAUGGACGGAGCGAGUGUGUGGACAGUACAGAUAACUCCUCAAAGCCAUCCAGUGAACCCGCUUCUCACAUGGCUCGGCAGCGCUUAGAAAGCACAGAAAAAAAGAAAAUCUCGGGGAAAGUCACAAAGUCCCUUUCUGCCAGUGCCCUGUCCCUCAUGAUCCCAGGAGAUAUGCUCACUGUGUCUCCCCUGGGAAGUCCAAUGUCGCCUCACUCCCUGUCCUCGGACCCUUCUUCUUCACGGGACUCCUCCCCCAGCCGAGACUCCUCAGCGGCCUCUGCCAGUCCCCAUCAGCCCGUGGUCAUCCACAGUUCGGGGAAGAACUACGGUUUCACCAUCCGAGCCAUCCGGGUGUACGUGGGCGACAGUGACAUCUACACAGUGCACCACAUCGUUUGGAACGUGGAAGAAGGAAGUCCAGCAUGCCAGGCAGGACUGAAGGCGGGGGAUCUGAUCACACACAUCAAUGGAGAACCAGUGCAUGGCCUCGUCCACACGGAAGUCAUAGAGCUCUUGCUAAAGAGUGGGAAUAAGGUGUCAAUCACUACUACCCCAUUUGAAAACACAUCGAUCAAAACGGGACCGGCCAGGAGAAACAGCUAUAAGAGCCGGAUGGUGAGGCGGAGCAAGAAAUCUAAGAAGAAAGAAAGUCUAGAAAGGAGGAGAUCCCUUUUCAAAAAACUGGCUAAGCAGCCUUCUCCGUUACUCCACACCAGCCGAAGUUUCUCCUGCUUGAACCGAUCGCUGUCAUCUGGGGAGAGCCUCCCGGGGUCCCCCACUCACAGCUUGUCGCCCCGAUCUCCCACACCCAGCUAUCGUUCUACCCCCGACUUCCCGUCUGGUACUAACUCCUCCCAGAGCAGCUCCCCAAGUUCUAGUGCCCCCAACUCCCCAGCGGGGUCAGGACACAUCCGGCCCAGCACUCUCCACGGCCUGGCCCCCAAACUCAGUGGACAGCGAUACCGGUCCGGAAGGCGGAAGUCAGCCGGCAGCAUCCCACUCUCCCCACUGGCCCGCACACCCUCUCCAACUCCACAGCCCACCUCCCCACAGCGUUCCCCGUCACCUCUGUUGGGACAUUCACUCGGCAAUUCCAAGAUCGCUCAAGCCUUCCCCAGCAAAAUGCACUCCCCUCCCACCAUCGUCAGACACAUCGUGAGGCCCAAGAGCGCCGAGCCCCCUCGGUCCCCGCUGCUCAAACGUGUGCAGUCGGAGGAGAAGCUGUCUCCCUCCUACGGCAGUGACAAGAAGCACCUGUGUUCCCGCAAGCACAGCCUGGAGGUGACCCAGGAGGAGGUACAGCGGGAGCAGUCCCAGCGGGAAGUGACCUUGCAGAGCCUGGAGGAGAACGCGUGUGACGCGCCUGCCCUCAGCCGGGCCAGGCCCGUGGAACAAGGCUGCCUGAAACGCCCUGUCUCCCGGAAGGUGGGGAGGCAGGAGUCUGUGGACGAGCUGGACCGCGACAAGCUGAAGACCAAAGUGGUGGUGAAGAAACCAGAGGGCCUCCCAGAGAAGCAAGAACCCCACCAGAAGUCCCACGGACUUGGGAGUGAUUUGGAAAACCACUCUACUUUGAGACUGGAAGAGAGAGAGAAGAAAAAAUAUCCAAAGUCUUUAGAAAGGUCAGCUCAUUUUGAAAACAAAGCAGCCAUGCCAGAGACGCAGUCCCUGGGCAGCCUGCUGAAGGAUGCUCUGCACAAGCAGGCCAGCGUGCGGGCCAGCGAGGCUGUGACCUUGGAUGGGGCAGCAGCAGGCUGUGGCCAGGCACCCGGGGACCACAACCAGGGCACCUGUGACUUCAAACGAGCCUCUGCUCCCAGCCCCCUUCAGGACGGUCUCUGUCACCCCACUGACAGGUCCGCCCCCGGAAAGGGUGACCACAUGGAGAAGGUUCCCCAGACCAAGGACUGUCUCCGCUGUGACAAGUUGGACAGCAAGCUGGCCAACAUCGAUUACCUCCGAAAGAAAAUGUCCCUUGAGGACAAAGAUGAAAACCUCUGUCCUGUGCUCAAGCCCAAGAAGACAUCUAGCGCCCAUGAAUGCCUGCCAGGGAACCCAGCCUGGCCCGUGGGCGGGCAGCAGGAGGCCCCGGCGGCCUCCGAGAGCCGAGCGUUCAUGAGCAGCGCCCACACAACUCAGAUGAGCGGUGUGACUUUCGUCCCUCUCAAGGCCUUAGCUGCCCGGGUGGACGGGGGCACAGAGAAGCCAGGCUUGAUUGCUCCUGAGUCACCUGUUCGGAAAAGCCCUUCUGAGUACAAGCUGGAAGGCAGGUCUGUGUCGUGCCUGAAGCCAAUUGAGGGCACUUUGGACAUUGCUCUCUUGUCUGGACCUCAGGCCUCCAAGACCGAGCCACCCUCCCCAGUGCCUGCACAGAGCCCCAGCCCGGGCAGUGAUGUGAGGCCCUCUGCGCCACCAGCUCUUCCCAGCAGUGGGGGGAAGAAGGGCGAUGCUGCUGUUCAGAGGGAGCCUUCCCCUGCUGGCUUCAAGGUGAGCAAAUCCUACCUGCUCGAGCCUCGGUUCCCGCCACCCAGCCGGGGUCUCCAGAGUUCACCAGCAGCUCACCUGCCUGACCCAGAGCUAAAGCAGGACAGAAAAGUUUCCCAUGCCACCAGGAGCUCGGUGACAGUCAUGGAAAACAAUCCCCAGAGGAGAGAGGGCAGCCCCAGCAAACACCAAGACCCCAGCCCCGACACGAAACACCUGCCCUUGCCAGGGCAGAACCUGCAGAGCCCAGACCCACCCAGGGCAUGUGGCCCGCUCCCCACUGGAGGUGUCCCCUUGAGGGACAAGCUGAGGGGAAGGGAGUCGUCUGAAAGGGGCCCUUCCACAGCCAGAAUUGAGCCGCCUGCUGCAAGGGCUGAUGUCCACAGAGACCCCUCCAUGGAGCUGUAUCCCCCAGAAGCUACCAAAACCAGUGACAGCUCCAAAACUCCCCCCUCUGUGGGGAGGACUCGCCCAGACCUCCACACACAGACCCAGGCCGUGGAGAGAGCAUGGGGGCCUUCUGGGAAAGCAGACCACAGAGAUGGCCGAGAUGAGGUGAGGCCCCUGGCCAGAGAGGACUCCCUUUUGCACUCCGUGGGGACCCCUUGUGAGAGGCAGCCAGGCAUGGGAAGGAGCACCGUGGAACCCAAGCCGGAAGCCUCUCCUGCCACUCGGUCUCUGCUGCCACCUGAGAGUGGGAAGAGUGAAAAGCUCUGCAGUUUCUCUUUGCAGAAAGAUGGUCCCAAGGAACCAGAAAGGAAAGAACAGCUGCAUCAGCAUCUCAGCAGUGGUUCUCAGCCCCCAGCAAUCACCAAAGAACUGCCUGGCCCUGCCACUCGGCAGCUCUGCAGCUCACCCAGCCACCCUUCAGGCAGAGAGCCAGGGAGCAAGCCUUGUGUCCUAGAGCCCAGCCUGGGCCUCCAGGACCCGCCCAAGCCCGCUGCUGUGCACAGUGAAAGCAGCAGCUACAAGCCUAGGCCUGGCCCUGAGCCCAGCCCUCCGAAGUCCAAGCCCCCAGACAAGCCCCUCUCCUCCCAGCAGCCCAGCAUUGGAGCUGCGCUUGUCAGAGAGCCUGGCACACAGCCCUCCGGUGGCCCCAGCCGAGAAGGGAAGGCCAGCGGUAAGGGCGCGUUGGAUGUCUUCCCUGCCCCCCUAGGCUCCCAGGACACAGCCAGCAAUGUGACCGGCGCAGGUGGAAGUGGGCCCCAAGUCUCAGUGCCCCUCAAAGGGGGUCCUCUGGACACCAAGCCAAAGCCCAGCGAUGGCGGGCGUGCCCCGGGGAUGCUGGAGAAGCCCGUGCACCUGCCAAGGCAAGGACACCCAGGGGCUAGUGAGCCUGUGGAGCAGAAACUCCCCACUGUCAGUGAAAAGCUAAACCUGUCUCCAAAGCACCCCAAACCAUCCACUGUGAAAGAUGGCCCCCCGCCGUGCAGACAGACAGACAAGAGCCCCAGUCCACUGGCCGCCAGCGCAGACAGAAAGUCUGAAGGGAAGAGAUGCACCGAAGCACUUUACGCCCCAGCGGAGAGCGGGAAGGCGGAGGCCAGCCAGGCCCCGGCCCAGGGCGAGGCCCGGCCGAAGGGCGCGGAGAGGCCGGCGGCAGCCGCGGGGAAGGGCUUGCCGGAGGCCAAGAGCAGAGCGCCAGGUCCCCAGAAGCCACCGGCGGAGGCUGGCAGGCCCGGCGGCAUGAAACGGUCACCCUCGGCCGUGGGUCAGAGCUCUUUUCGGUCCUCCGCGGCCGUCCCCGAGAAGUCUCUGAGCUCCUCCUGCAGCUUUCCCGAAGCCAGACCCGGGCUUCGGGAGGCCUCGGCCGCCAGCGCCGACCCCUUCUCCGCCAAGGCCAACGGGGCCGCGCCUGAGCCCGCGGCCCCCGGCCACAGAGACCCCCGGAAGCCGCCGCCCGCGGCCGGUGGCGGGGCCCACAUGACCAAGAGCGACUCGCUGCCGUCCUUCAGGAGCCCCGCCGCGGCUCUGGAGCCGCACCACCCCGGCCCGAGCGCCCGGGACAGGGCGCUCUCGGUCUCCGUCUCCGUGUCCGUAUCUGUGUCCGCGGGCGCGGGAGACGCCAGAGGGAGAGAGCCCGCCCCGGCCCAGCCGGCCCCGGCCAGGAAGCCGAGUGCGGGCCGGGAGGCGGCCAAGCUGUGCGCGGCGCCCAGCAGCGAGCGCCCCAUCGCCCUCUCUUCCGAGAAGGACUUCGUGGUCCGGCAGAGGCGGGGGAAAGAGAGUUUGCGGAGCAGCCCUCACAAAAAGGCCUCCUAAUGGGCAGGCCCCGGGCGGCCCUGGGGACACGCAGCCUGAAUGUGUGACCGGGCCUGGACGACCUUCCGAAACCAGCACUGUGGGGACGCCGCGGGCGGAGCCUGGAGCCUCACCGAAGAAGGGGAGACAGAAAGAAGACGUGGAAAGAAAGAGGGGACCUUCUUCCAAAUGCCUUCCCGAUGGUAACCGGUAAAAAUGUCACCAGAUAGUGUUUGUGCAAGGAAAAGGAAAUACCUUUACAGUUGAGGGUUGUUGAGGAGAAAGAUUUUCUCUGUAAAUAUCUGGCAAUGUGUUUGGUUUGGGAUGUAGAAUGGAUACCUUGCUGCUGAUUGCGUCAUUUACUACAGCUUUUUUUUUUUUUUAAAUAAGGUUUUUGCUUUACCACUUAUCUUAAUGUAGUAAUGAAGCAAAAUGGUUAAAACCGAUGUAUGUGAAAGUCUAGAUACACCCAUACUCGUGUGUUUACACGUUCACCUGUAUGUUUUGGUCUGUGGUUAAGAGACUAUUUCAAAGCUACAUUUUUCUGAGUUAAAACAUCCUAAGUAGAGAUAAAGAUGCAAGAAAGCCCUAAAUACAGUAGAUUGUGAGUUUUUAUGUGUAUUUUUAACCAGAGAUUUUGAUAGUACUCUAUCUGGCUACCUAUGUUUCCAGAUCUAAAGCAAGACCUACUCUAACUGCUGCAUUUAGAAUCCUCCUCCAUUAGGAAUGGCCGGAACAAAUGGAGCCAGCCGUGUUCAUUUCACAUCGUCCUAGUGGACGCUUCGAUCCGAGGUCCACCUGUCCGAAAGGCCAGCCGUCCUUGUCUGUGGGUGUGUGUGUCGGGUCUUCACCCCAGGUAGAGCGGGGCCUGUGAACACACGUCGCCUUUAUUUCUGUUCUGCUUUCUCUUCUCUCCAUGCUCUUAAACUCAGGCUUUAUGCUGUGAGUCACCAGUCUGAAAAGCACAUGUUCUGUAGUCCUGCACCAGCCCUGCUGUUGGACGAGCAGGAAUAUUACUGGCUGCACACAAAUCCGCUAGUACUUAGGUUGAGUAAUAAGCAUCAGGCAUUGGAAGAGGUUUUAAAUUUGCUUUUUUGAGGAAAAGAAGGGGGGUGGAUUUUGGCAUCAUAGCAUAUAUAUUAAGGAAUAAUCAGGACAUCAGAUACCUUUUAAUACAUAGCUGGGGCCUUAUGUUGUAGAUGAAGCUUGCUGUUUUUAGCAAGUUCCUGGGUUUCACAUUCAUUUCUGAUGCAUCGAGUAGCUCCAUACAUUUCAUAACAUGAUCUCUUUAUUUGUAUGCAAACAAUUACUGUAUUAAUAAAGAGCAGCAUUUUUGUAACAAAAAAAGACCAGUUGGAGCUAUUUGGUGCUUGAAUGUGACUGUCCUUUUUACUUUUGCUAAGCCUUAUUUAGAUUUUGUAUACCACGGAAUAUGUAGAAUUCGUCCAUUUUAGUGCUGAAGGGGCUUUUUGUUGUUUUCCAUCGCAGUUCUCCUGGUGGCUUGUUUUGUGUUGUAAGACGGCACUUGCUGACAGAAGUACUGAGGCACUAAGUACUAAGAGAAAACACACAGAUAAGUAUUUAUAAGAUGCUUGGGAUCCAUAGCAGGAAUUUUUAUUUUGUUUUGUAAGAG